Penicillium antarcticum is the source of this 4833-nucleotide messenger RNA. RefSeq names its product putative ABC transporter. Gene Ontology annotation, cellular component: membrane; intracellular membrane-bounded organelle. Gene Ontology annotation, molecular function: ATP hydrolysis activity; ABC-type transporter activity; lipid carrier activity. The transcript is spliced from 3 exons. The coding region runs from base 1 to 4833 and encodes 1610 amino acids. Gene Ontology annotation, biological process: transmembrane transport; lipid transport. Lineage: Eukaryota; Fungi; Ascomycota; Eurotiomycetes; Eurotiales; Aspergillaceae. The record is from RefSeq and is a predicted model, not a curated record.
AUGUUCAACUUCUUUUUGAGGCAGGUUUGGACGCUCACCGUCAAGAAUCUGCUUAUCACCUUCGUGCGCCCCAGUGCAACAACCACCCUUAGGGCUUUGGUUUUGCCUGUCGUCUUUAUUGCUAUCAUUUCUUAUGCGCGAAACUUCUUUGUUCCUCCGUCUAUCUAUGGAAUCGGCGACCCAACGCCGGUGCGGUCUCUGACCAGCGCCUUGGAAUCAGUUAGUGGAGGAAGAGACAAAUUGGUCUUUGUCGAUAAUGGAUUUACUGGUGGCGACAUCCAGCGGGUUAUAGAUCAAGUCGCAGAGCCUGCCCGACAAAAUGGAGACCAAGUUGUGGCCUUAACUUCCGAGAGUGAUCUCAGAGAGACCUGUCGGACCACGCUCAGGGGUACAUCCUCAUGUAUAGCUGCAGCUGUCUUCUACUCGUCACCUAAUGAAGGUCCAGGCGGGACAUGGAAUUACUCGAUUCGAGCUGAUGGCUCAUUGGGUGAUCGCAUCAAUACCGAAAAGAACACCAAUGCCCAGGAAAUCUACCUUCUCCCUCUUCAGCACUCUAUCGAUCGCGCCAUCAUCCAAAGCGACAGUUCUGUGGAUAGUAACGGUAUUCCUGACGAGGUCAUGGAAUAUCCUUACACCUCACUGACCCAAAAGCAACGACAAGAUCAGAUCCGGGUGCGCUAUAUGAGCGCGAUUAUCAACAUCAUCAGUAUUGCGCUGUUCAUCGGAAUGGUUGGUGUUACAUAUCAGCUCACGGGUUUAAUUGCCAUGGAACGAGAACUUGGCAUGAGCCAAUUGAUUGAUUGCAUGCUGCCUGGUUCCUCCCAAUGGAAAGCCCAAGCAGCUCGAUUCAUCGCAGCUCAUAUUGCUUUAGACCUCAUCUACGGACCCGGCUGGAUCAUCACCGGUAUCAUCUUGAAGUACGGCGUCUUCAGCAAAACAUCGGCCGGAAUCACCGUCGUCAAUCACCUCCUUACCGGACUGGCAUUGUCUUCAUUCUCGAUUUUCGGUGCUUCUUUCUUCAGAAAAGCACAAUUGAGCGGUAUAUCCGUGGUGAUAGCCAAUCUAUUGCUCGGAGUUGUGGCGCAAGUCGCUGGCAUCAAGACUAACGGUGCAGUCAUCGUUCUCGGUCUUCUGUUUCCGUCCAUGAACUAUGUGUUCCUUUCGGUGUUUAUGGCUCGGUGGGAGAGACAGAAUCAACCAACGAAUCUGAUUCAUGCGGCUCCCGAUAAUCCUUGGACAAUCCCAGGUAUCGCACUUUGGGUACUUCUGAUCGUACAGAUUGUUAUCUAUCCCAUUCUCGCCGCGUUGGUGGAGCGUAUGCUCUAUGGAACCGCUUCAUCUGGCCGUGAAGCCACAGCACUUGGAAAUGCCUCUGCCCUUACCAUCAAUGGUUUCUCGAAAGAAUACAAACCAGGCUGGUUCCACAAGAAUAUUGGGAAACGCUUCGGUUCCAAGAGACAGAGUGUUUUUGCGGUCAAUAAUCUCAGCUUGGAUGUUGUCAAGGGUGAGAUAAUGGUUCUCCUUGGAGCCAAUGGCUCUGGAAAGUCCACCACGCUCGAUGCUAUAUCAGGUCUCACCAAGAUCUCAUCCGGAGAAAUCAAGAUUGAUUAUGGCAACAACGAAGGCGGCUUUGGAUUAUGUCCCCAGAAGAAUGUUCUUUGGCAUAAUUUGACUGUCAAAGAGCACGUCAAGAUCUUCAAUGGUCUGAAGACCGCUCAGAAACGUGAUAGCCAGGAUAAUCUGAUGGAACUCAUUGCCGACUGUGAUUUGCAAACCAAGCCAAAUGCACAAUCAAGGACACUUUCCGGUGGCCAAAAACGGAAGCUUCAAUUGGCCAUGAUGUUUACGGGUGGCUCAAGUGUUUGCUGUGUUGAUGAGGUCUCCUCUGGUCUCGAUCCAAUCUCGCGAAGGAAGAUCUGGGAUAUCUUGCUAGCCGAAAGAGGUCGCAGGACUAUUCUGUUCACCACUCACUUCCUGGACGAAGCAGAGCUUCUGGCAGAUCAUAUCGCAAUCUUAUCAAAAGGUUCGCUGGAGGCCCAAGGGUCCACAGUCGAGCUCAAGCACCGUUUGGGAUCCGGAUAUCGAGUCCAUGUUCAUCAUCCCCCGGGAUCUACUUCCACAAUCGACCUGCAGCUUGAAGAGCUUGAAGGAACUACCAAAGAACCCCAAUUUGAUGAAACGGUGUAUACUGUACAAGACUCAGCUCUCGUGUCCAGAAUUGUUGCCGUUCUUGAAAAAAAAAAGAUCACUGAAUACCGCAUCAGUGGACCGACGAUUGAAGAUGUGUUCCUCAAAGUUGCCCAAGAACUAUCCCAAGACUCUAAGCAACCUGAAAAGGUCGAUGUUGUUAAAGGAAAAUCGGAUUCCGAAGGCUUAACAGAGGACAACGAAAAUGGCACCCCAGAACUCUUGACAGGAAAGCGCAUUGGCAUGGUGCGCCAAACAUGGUUUUUGUAUGUUAAGCGUCUGACAAUUCUUCGCCGCAACUACAUUCCAUACCUCGCCGCCUUUUUGAUUCCGGUGAUUGCUGCAGGUCUCGUUACCCUGUUCCUCAAGGAUGCAACCGCGCCCAAAUGCUCUGGGGAUAGUCUUUUCAUGAGCCCAGACCCGAAAUCAUUGAGCUCAUACAAAGACAUUGACUUAGUGGUUGGUCCACAGAGUCAAUUCUCAUCUUCUCUAGGCAGCUACAUCAAUUCCUUGUCUGGUGCAGCAAGCUCGGAAAGCCGGAAUUUGACCAGUUAUUUCAACUUCGUCGACAAUUACCCAGAUUUCACGCGAUACAUUGAAACUCACCAAGCAAAUGUCACACCCGGUGGAAUCUGGCUUGGAGACUCAUCCUCCAAACCAACCUUCGCAUGGAAGGGUAACAACAAUAACUUCCUGCUCGCGGCACUCACGCAGAAUGCUAUGAACAACCUCUUGUCAAAUACCUCAAUUAGUUUCCAAUACCAGUCCUUCGACAUUCCAUGGCAAUCUGACGUGGGAAAAAUGCUUCAGCUGCUGGUUUACUUCGGUCUAGCCUCGGCUGUGUACCCUGCUCUUUUCGCACUCUAUCCAACAAUUGAACGUUUGCGAAAUGUGCGUGCUUUGCACUAUAGCAACGGUGUCCGGCCGCUUCCCCUGUGGCUUGCAUACCUUUCCUUCGACUUCUGCGUUGUUCUCUUAGCAAGUGUUCUGGGGAUCAUCAUCUUCCGAGCCGCGUCGGAUGUUUGGUACCAUGCUGAAUAUCUCUUCGUGGUAUUCUUUCUCUAUGGUCUCUGUUCGACUUUCUUGUCGUAUUUAGUCUCUCUCGUUGCCAAAUCCCAACUUGCGGCCUUUGCUUUUGCUGCUGGCAUGCAGUGCGUCUUCUUUCUCAUUUAUUUCAUCGGCUACAUGUCUGUCCUCACAUACGCGCCGACUGCCAAGAUCGACUCUUACCUCUCCAUUGUGCACUUCACCUUGUCAAUUAUCAUGCCGAUCGGCAGUCUUUCGCGGGCUAUGUUUGCUGCGCUGAACAUCUUCUCGAUCUUGUGCAGAGGACAGGAGCUCGCUUCCUAUCCUGGUGAUAUCACUGUAUACGGCGGUCCUAUUCUAUACUUGAUUGUUCAAUCACUCAUCCUGUUCGGUCUGCUUCUAUGGUUUGAUGGAGGUGGCAAUGCAGUGUUGGCUUUCAGAUCAAAGCCGAAGCCGGAAGACGUCGAAGAAAAGGAAAUGGACGAAGACGUGGCCAACGAGUUAUCCAGAGUUACAGAUUCUCAAGACGGUCUUCGUGUGUUACAUCUAACAAAGUCUUUCAAAAAGUUCGUGGCAGUUGAAGAUGUCACAUUUGGAGUCGGCAGAGGCGAAGUCUUCGCUCUCCUCGGUCCAAACGGUGCCGGAAAGACAACAACAAUCAGUCUCAUUCGCGGUGACAUCCAGCCCUCCGAACGAGGAGGCGACAUCUUUGUCGAAAACGUCUCCGUAACAAAAAACCGUGCCAUCGCCCGCUCCAGCCUAGGCGUCUGUCCUCAGUUCGACGCAAUGGACCAAAUGACCGUCAUUGAGCACCUCAGGUUCUACGCUCAAAUCCGCGGCAUUUCGGAUGUCGAUCACAACGUCAGACAGGUGAUCCGAGCCGUAGGACUUACACCAUUCCAGCAUCGUAUGGCGAUGAAACUCUCCGGCGGUAACAAGCGCAAGCUAUCCCUUGGAAUAGCACUCAUGGGCAAUCCGGCCGUUCUCCUGCUCGACGAACCAUCUUCUGGCAUGGAUGCCGCCUCGAAACGGGUCAUGUGGAAGACCCUAGCGGCCGUUGCACCAGGUCGCUCAAUCGUCCUGACCACGCAUUCCAUGGAAGAAGCAGAUGCCCUUGCAAGCCGCGCCGGUAUCAUGGCGAAGCGUAUGCUCGCCCUUGGUACAACAGACUAUCUCCGCUCCAAGUAUGGAAAUAUGUAUCAUGUUCACCUUGUUCACUCUCAAGCCCCCCAUACAUCUGAUGAUGAUAUGGAGCGCAUGCGUACAUGGGUGUAUGACACUUUCCCCGGUGCUGUUGUUGAGCAAAAGACUUAUCAUGGUCAGCUUCGUUUCAGUGUACCCACUGAAUCACCAUCUGAUUUUCCGGCAAAGGAUGGAGUCGAGUCUAUCGUCGAAGAUGAGAUCCAUGUUGAUCUUGGACGUGAUGGUCAGAAGGUUCAGUCUUCGACUCUGACAACGAGAGGAAGCAGUGGUAUUGGUAAUUUGUUCUCGUGUCUAGAGGCGAACAAGGAGUUACUCGGUGUUCAGUACUAUUCUGUCAGUCAGACUAGUCUCGAUCAGGUUUUCCUUACGAUUGUUGGGAAGCAUAAUAUCGAGGAGGAGAAUUCGGGAAGCAAGUAG